UUCAGUUAACUUAAAAUUCGUUUCGUAGUUGGCCAUAUUCUAUGCAACGUCAAAAUCUUAAAAAAAAAAGUCUAAAUCCCUAGUGAGUAUCAUCAACGGUUCGAAGGUUUAAAUUUGUGGAAGCGCUAUGCUGGCCGCACUAUUGGUCCGGUGCAGAACAUCGCAUGCAAUUAUCGGCAAAGCUGGUACGGUAUCUGUUGCCAGACAAAACAGAUACCUUUGCAGCUCAUCAAGACCCAACAAAGCACCGGAACCCCCCUCGGACACCAAAUGGUUUUACAAAGAAGUUUUGGUAUCAUUAAAACAAAAGGUUGAAGAGCUUUUUAGCUCAUGGAAGCACCGGAAGCCUAAAAGUGGCGAUACGGCGAAGCCAUCCGGGACAAAAGAUGAUUGUUGUGCUUGUCCCUCGCCGAAGCGCAGCCAUCCGGCCCUGGAGCAGCUAAAUUCCAUCCGUGAACGAGCCCAGAAAAUUUUCGAACAGUAUGCCGUCACAGAAAAAUUAAGCGCCCUGGUGAAAAAUGGCAAAAAGUGUGUGAAGGAAUUUAGCAUCAAAGAUAUGGAGAAAGCGAUCGACCGGAACUUAUACUCGUUGGAGAUGAAGUUGCGCGGAAAGCGACAAGGUUUGCCGGAAGCGAAGAAAUGUUCACGACAGAAGGUUAAAUCCGACUCAGAGGCGUCAAGCAAAGAGCCGGGCGAUGGGAAUGUAAAAAUUAUAGAAUCUUGCAAGAAAAAACAGGAAAAAAAUAAGGAUAAGAAACCAUAAAAGGUGUUUUAAAAGGAAGUUGAUUAACGAUAUAAAUAAAUACUAACUGAACCACACAUGGUAUUCGAUCUAAUGAUCAAUCCAUUAAUUAAAUUUUCUA
Uranotaenia lowii is the source of this 863-nucleotide messenger RNA. RefSeq lists its product as uncharacterized. The record is from RefSeq and is a predicted model, not a curated record. Bases 128 to 763 code for a protein of 211 amino acids. The transcript has 2 exons. NCBI's taxonomy places the organism in Eukaryota, Metazoa, Arthropoda, Insecta, Diptera, Culicidae.